Molecule: messenger RNA, 3201 nt
Organism: Calidris pugnax (ruff)
Lineage: Eukaryota; Metazoa; Chordata; Aves; Charadriiformes; Scolopacidae
Gene: CHCHD7
Product: coiled-coil-helix-coiled-coil-helix domain containing 7
Exons: 4
Coding region: 2434-2688 (84 amino acids)
Source: RefSeq, a predicted model, not a curated record
GCCGGGGUUUUACACGGCCUUCGCUCCAGGGUUUAAAGUUUAAUAAGCUGGUCUGUGUUGUAGCAUAAUUAGCAAUGUUGUGUGUAUACAUGGGUUUAAAAAACAAAACAACCCAAACGCUUUUCAAUGGGAGGCAGCCUGUAGGAAAAAUACCCUGAUGGUUUAUGGACUGGAAAAGCAAAAGCCCUUAGGGUUAAAGAGCGCUCGCAACAAACUUAUUUCUCCGUGGUACAGCUCACAACUGCUAAUGCGUUAGAGAGUAAUUAAGGACCGUGGGACAGACAAGCUUUGGGUUGUGGUUGAGCUCAGACCUGUAAUGCUGAGAGCUGGAAGGGUUGGCAGCCUGUGCUUGUGUAAAACUUGGUGGGGGGAAGCUCCUUUCUUCCUCAGCUCUCCUUCAGCCGGGCAGCAGCGCUCUGGUGUGACCUGCCUGCCCUUCCAGCCCGUCAUGUUUCAAAUCCCAAAGUGCUUCUGCGAGUGGGAGAGGGAGGAACAGGCGCAGGAGCUGUCGGACCUCUUUGGUAGCGCUAAGUGUGUUUAAGCAUUUGCCUGCUCUAAGCUAAGCAACUUCGUACUAAGCAACUUGGUGAGAACCUGAACUGCCUGUUCAUUAAGUAGGUAUUUAAUGCAUUGUGUGCACUGUUCCUUAAGCUGGGCACGGUUGCGGUCUCUAGUGUAAUCAAACUGAAAAUGUUAAUUGCAGUUUGUAUAAUGAACACUGAUGACACAUCCUGUGACUCUUGAAGAGAGUAAGGCUGAGUACUAUUUCAGAGAGCAAGGCUGAAGUCAGUCUAAUACCCUGCACCUUGAGGCACGUCUGCUGAAGUGGUACUUACACCUCUAAUAUUAAUGAAGCAGAGUUGUAACACAGACACGAAGAAACCUCUAAAAACGUGUCUGUGGUACUGACUUAAAUGAGGCGUUGUGACGUGCAGCUUUUGUUUUCUUCUACAUCUUUCCCCCCUGACCUCGUUCCUUUAAGUCUGGGUGAUGCUAUUGUCUACAUGCUUGUGUUUCCAUUUGAGCUGGAGGUGCCUGAUCAAAAAUCCUCUUGCACCCCCAAAAAAGCAAACAUUUGCCUAGCUUGUAAAGUUAACUUAAACACUGGGUAGUUCUCAAAGGUAAGUGGAAAGGUUUCCUGAUGCUGCUUUUUAAAAGGCCCAUCUGCAGAAAAGAAUCCUGUGGAAUGCAGAAAAUACUCCAAGCACCAGGAGAGUAUACUUCCACAGGAUGUAAAAUCUAAGGCUUAUUCACCUAGAAUAGCUUACUCUUACUCAAAGAAGAACCUUCAUCUAAAAUAAAUACUGUUUUCUGUCUCUGAGUUGCUAAGAACAGGAUUUGAUGUUUUGUUUGCUGAUAUCAAGCAAAACUGGCUUUUUACUGCAAACUUGCAGUUAUCAAUCUCUAACAUGAACAGAAACAGGUUUAAGUUUAUGAUUAGUAGUGGUGUCUUUAGAGGGGGAAAAAAAAUACCCAGCAAGAUCAAGCAAGGAUGUUCUUUCACAGUUUCCUUCAUCAGCUGUACUUUAGUUUGCCGCAAAGAGCGCUCUCUUAGUCCUGUGUUUCUGCUUGCAUUGGCUCAAACAGUCAUCUGGUCAACAUUAAUUUAUUUUUGGUUAGCUGUAGUGUUUGUUUGGAACAAAUACCUGCAUGGCCAUAUGUGUGCCAGAGGCAAUGUAUGGGAAGUAGUAAAGGGAAUGAGGGUCUGCUGUUCGUCUUGAUGUCGUCGUCUUGGAUCAGCGUAGGUUCUUGGCAUUGAACUCUUGUCUCUCAAGCUUAAAGUUCCUAGAGUCAGUGUCAAGCUACUAAACUGGUGAAAAGUGUGAUUCGAGCUGUCAUACACAGCACAAGUGGGUCUGGUCCCUCCUUGUGGUGAAACCAUUUCUUUCUCUCUUAAAGUACAGCAGUACAGGAGAUGGUUGGGCACUUGUUACACCUGGGGAAGCUCAGUGAAGAUUCAGAUGUGGCCCAGCUAAGGAGUAGGCACAAAUCCGAAAGAGUUUACUUGUACAUUGCUCCCACACAGCACUGAUUGAAGUGUCUAGAGUGUGUUGGUUGUGAACAGCAUCUGUGGAACUGUUCCUCCUAGACAUGUUCACUUCCUCGGUGCUGUGACGGGCUGGUAUGAGAGUCACCAUGGUGGCUCUGUUCUCUGCAGGACUUUAUCAGGGAGUGAGCAGUCCUGGUGUCAGGCCAAACUUGCCUCAGUUAUCUCACUGUUAGUGCUUUUGAAAUACCAUUUUGCAAAAGAAGCUUUGUGAUAGUAUAUUGUUGUUGUGGGUUUUUUUUUUUUAGGACAACCAAACUGCGUACGUUAUUAGAAGGCCUUUAUUACAUGCUGUAGUUUAGACUUAAUCCUGAGUUGCUAUUAAAAGUAGAUACUUAACCUGUUUCUUUUCUGUUUUCUAGCCAAGGUACGAGUGUCUGUCUAGAAUGUCCAGGCAUGCACAACAGCUUAGAGACCAUGAUAUAAAUCCAUGUGUAGCGGAAACAGAUGCCUCUAGAAAAUGCAUGGACGACAACAACUAUAAGAAGGAUAUGUGUACUGCUUAUUUUUUGAAGUACAAAAACUGCAGAAAAUUCUGGCAUGACAUUAUGAUGCAAAGGAAAAGAAGUGGUGUGAAGCCGGAGAUGCCCACAGCAGAAGAGAGAAGGAAAAUAUUGGAAUCAAUGGGGCAGCCCUACUGACUAGGAACUUGCACUGACUGACUGUUUUCACUGUACAUAUGAGGACUUAACGGCAGCAACUUGCCUUUCUGUGAACUGGACUUCACAGUUGCCAUAUCUUGGAUUAAAAUAAGUUCUUAAAUUUUGAAAUGUGUGAGCUUUCUAGAAUAGAACUUCUUUGUUUUAUUCAUAUUCCAUGUCAUGGGAACGUGGCUCCUCCCUGGAAGACGUGGGUUUCAACACAGAUUAUGCCUAGACACUUGGGAAGUGAAAACUAAUUUGCUGUGAAAUGCUAAAUAUAAAAUUAAUGGGACUCUCAAAGUUUUUUUUGAAAAGAGGGGGCUGGUGAGUAUGGCAGGGUAGAUCUAAGGAUGGAGCAGAUUGAGAGGCUGGUACAUGUUUCUUGUAUCCAGCUAUUCUGUCUUAUAUUCUGGAUUUAUCAUGUGUGAUCCUAUCACUGUUUUCACACAAGUUGUAUCCUCUGUCCCUGGUUUAAGUAAGACUGUUCAUGAACUAAAAUCCCAGUUCCAACAA